CUUUUCUGAUGGUUCUUACCAUCCCUUGUUUUGAACAUCCGAGUUGAAGCGUGUAUUCAUUCUCUUUGAAGAUCGGGAGGUACUUCUAUUCUGGGUGAGAUGAGAUCUCCAGCAACCAGGAUCGUCUGUCUUUCUUAAGAGUUGGCGUUUUUCAUCUGAUGGCAUCUGCACAAUUCAAUGUUGUUCCAACAUCAGCUGCGCUUAGAACUGCGCUCAGUGAAGAGUUGGUUUCAGUAGCUAACGUGAUCCACCAGUUUCCUGAGAUGCCUGAUAUCCUUGGUCGGGCACUCCAAUUCCAUCAGCUUCUUGUAGCCAAGAAGCUUAGUCUUGUUGAUGAAAGUGUAGUGCCCAAUGAGGUUAACCUAUCCCUUACCAAUCUCUCUGUUUUGGAUGAUCACCUGCAAGUCCUUGUUCCAGGAGCUAAUGUUCAAGGUGCAGAUAUUCUUAACGUUGUCAGAUCCGAGUGCACACUGUGUGAUGAGUAUCUAGCACAUGUUAUCCCCCGCGGUAUUUCCUACCGUGCUGUGACUGGUUAUAAUGCUUGUUUGUAUCGGAAGGUUGUUGAAUUGAAGUUUGUUGCUGGAGGUGGGAUUGCUAAUCCCCAGGCCAAUAUUCCUAUUGAGCCAGCUCCUACUGGAGAAUCUGAAGUAUCUGGUAUAUUGCUUUUUUUUCCUUUUGUAUUUUAGAUCUGUAUUUUCAGCCUUUGAUAUAGCAGUCAAUACUUAACCAAGAGAAUGGUUGAGGGAGGGGAGGGAGUAACGACAGUACCGAGGGCAACUAACAGUUGGUAGUCAUGUUAUUGUUGAUAUUGAGGUUGAUUUGUACUUCUGGUAUUUUGUUGGAGUAGAAUUGAAGAAUUAUGUUUAGUACUUCGUUUGGCUUUGUUAGGCAUUUACUAUUGAAAUUGCUACCUUUGGUAUUCUGUUGAGCGUAAUUGUUUGGUGCUUGGGAUUUGUUAGUCAUUUACAGAUUUACUGCUGAGAUUUGUUAGUUGAUUUGCUACUUAGUAUUCAUGUUAAGCAAUGUUGUCGGAACCGAACCGGUGUAUGAAGCUGUUAUAAAUU
Messenger RNA from Linum tenue, 1064 nucleotides. Lineage: Eukaryota; Viridiplantae; Streptophyta; Magnoliopsida; Malpighiales; Linaceae. The record is from the annotation of a GenBank genome assembly.